CACUUCAGUUCUAAAUAUUUCUCAUCUUUCAUUUUUCUGCCGCUCUCCCCUCUUGUUUCUCUGAACUGGAGAAAGUCAACAACAAAAAAAUAUACAUUUUACUUCUCUCGUGACGGUCUGGGCAACCCCAACUCCCCAUGUCUUGUCCCUUCCUUCUUUUAUUUUCUAUGCAAAUCGAACAAAUCCCAGAAGAAUUGCAAGAUUGAUGGUCCGGGCAACCCCGUUCAGUCGGUUUCCAAGGUUCGUAGGAAGUAGUAAAGCGAUAACCGAUGAUGGUCUGACCGUCUGAGCAUCGCCACGGUGGAGGAAUAGCGACUCUCGCCGGCGUCGACACAAUAGUUGAUAUUAUGAUUAUGCUUUAUCUUUGGAAAAUUUGUUUGUGGCGAUUGUAG
Molecule: messenger RNA, 392 nt
Organism: Linum tenue
Lineage: Eukaryota; Viridiplantae; Streptophyta; Magnoliopsida; Malpighiales; Linaceae
Source: the annotation of a GenBank genome assembly